AUGAGCGCGUCUGCAGGGACGGGGGUGUUCAUGCUCUCCUUGGUGUCCAUUCCCAUCUGCUAUUUCUUCAACUCUCUCAUUUACAGCAACAGAUUUUUUAAUAUAUACUUUCUUUUAAUUGAUUGUAGUGCUGAAGCUUUCUUCUUCGCUGGGUGUGCAGCACUCAUCAUUUUGGCCAUUUCAGCCCGUUUUAUACUCCAGAAGAAGACUCCAGCUGAUCCACUUUUCUAUGUGUACGCAGUCUAUGCAUUCCUCAGUGUGGUGAAUCUGAUCAUCGGCCUGGAGCAGGACAACAUCAUUGAUGGAUUUGUAACAUUUUACAUCAAAGAGGCAGAUCCACAUAUGAAUACUGCACAUGGGCACAUGAUAUCCUACUGGGAUGGCUGUGUACACUAUCUCAUGUAUCUGCUUAUGAUUGCUGCCAUUACUUGGGGGGACAGUUACAGAGCCAUUGGACUCUACUGGGUAGGAUCUUUUCUCAUGCGUGCCAUAGUCUACAUUCUUGGGAAUGCUGUGGGGAAAUAUGGCACCGAAAUCGGUCCUCUCUUUUUCCUCCACAUGCUGUAUAUCUCAGUGUCCAUCUGGGCCUGUUUCCGCAUCUUCAGCCAGCCCUCCACACAAAAUGUUCAGUUAACAAGCAUCCAGGAGGCCCAGAGGACAAGUUUGCUUAACAGACCUUUGGACUUGAUGUUCAUUAUCUACCUCAUCCCUGCUCUGGCUUUCUGUGUCUUCAGAGGACUGGUUGUCCUGGACUGUCCCAGCAUAUGGUGUCAGAGUUACACACAGCAUUAUGAGCCUUACCUGAAAGACCCUUCAGCCUACCCUAAAAUACAGAUGCUGGUGAGCAUGCUGUACUCCGGCCCGUACUACAUCAUCACUCUCUACGGGCUGUUGGUCCCAGGAUGUGAGUGGAUGCUGGAUCUGACCCUUUUACACUCAGGGGCACUGGCACAGGCCCAGUUCUCUCACAUCGGUGCAUCUCUUCACACACGGACGCCAUUCUCCUACAGAGUGCCAGCUGACAGCCAACCUGUCUUUGUGCUGGUCAACCUGCUGUACGCUCUGGUGCCUCAGGCUCUGUGCUACCGUUGCUCCACCAGUCCUGCCUUCUUCCUCAGGCCCACACCAGACAAGAAAAGUGAAUGA
Scomber japonicus (chub mackerel) is the source of this 1146-nucleotide messenger RNA. Its product is annotated as transmembrane 6 superfamily member 1-like. Lineage: Eukaryota; Metazoa; Chordata; Actinopteri; Scombriformes; Scombridae. Gene Ontology annotation, cellular component: lysosomal membrane. The coding region runs from base 1 to 1146 and encodes 381 amino acids. The record is from RefSeq and is a predicted model, not a curated record. The transcript has 10 exons.